CAUCUUUCAUCCUUAGCUAUCCGCACCAGGCAAGGAAUCCAGGUUAAAUUGAUGGCAUUAGAAGUUCAAGUGCUAGAUGUAAAGAAGUAUGUGGAGUUGACUAUAGAGUACAGAGGGAUAUUAGAUAGAAGUAUGGGACGUAAAGUUGUCUAA
Dentiscutata erythropus is the source of this 153-nucleotide messenger RNA. NCBI's taxonomy places the organism in Eukaryota, Fungi, Glomeromycota, Glomeromycetes, Diversisporales, Gigasporaceae. The record is from the annotation of a GenBank genome assembly.